This is a messenger RNA of Penicillium olsonii, 3429 nucleotides long. Lineage: Eukaryota; Fungi; Ascomycota; Eurotiomycetes; Eurotiales; Aspergillaceae. The record is from the annotation of a GenBank genome assembly.
AUGCCGCGUAAAGAUUUCUUGCAAGAUCUCGAGCACGCUGCAGCUCCUGGUCGCUUCUCCUGCAUCUCCAAUAUCAGAGCAGGAGAGUGCGAUGGAUCGGUCUCUUUCAAGUUCACGGAACCCAAGACAGCCUUGACGGUUGAGUUCCAGGCCAUUGUAUCGGACUCCCACAACUAUCCCAAGCAUCACAGUUACUUCGUUUUCGCAACGUCCGAAAAUUGCCCCUCGGAAAUAACGUCCAGACUAGAGAGUGAUGGAUCUCUCUUCGCCGGCUUGACAAUCCAUGAGCUCUUGAUCAACUUGACGGACACCAUCGCGCAUUCCGGCGUCAGCCCUAACUCCAAAUCAAGCUUGGUGGAAGACAACCUAUCUGGCCCCGAUGAUGGCGAGUCAGUAAACAGCACUGGUGAGCCAGAGUGGGAUUCUGAUGAGGAAGAAGAUAUGUUUGGACCUAUUCAAAGCGACAGUGAAUCGCAGAAGAAUCUUCGCUGUGAUUUGCGUCUUGCCAAACAGGCUGGAUUCAAGGUGGGACAUCUGGGAUCGAAAGAAAAAUCCAUCAUUGUGACAGUCUCUUGUCGAAUCGCUAAACUUGGCAUCUCCAAUGAAGCCAUGGAUGCCUGGAACGUCAAGCCCUCGGAGUACUUGGUGUUGCUGAUCCGCUACGUUCCAACCUACAUUAAUCUGCAGCGAAUAAUGGGGGUCUGUGGCACCAUAAAGCAGAACCUGAUUCAGAUGCGAGUUGGAAUCUGCGAUUCAUACAAACCAUAUGUUCAACAUGCAGUGGAGGCUUUCCAGAGCACACGAGACCAGAGAAAAGACGAAGACCCCACGGAUUCGACAAACACACUGCCCGGUCUGUGUGGAAACAAAGCCAUGAACGAGAGCUCCCUCAAGCCUCUUUUCAUUGGAAGUUCUCUCAACUCACUACUCGAGGAGCGCCUACUUGGAAUUAUUCAGAUUCGUCUACAGCAUGGAUAUUCAUGGACAGGAGGCGAGAUAUUCUUUAAUCACAACCAAGGCGGAACUGCCAGUGGACCUGACGCGACCCCAAUAGAGUAUAACCAAUCAGAUGACUGGGCUACAUCAGCGCCAAAGAUUCUUGCGUCUGACCAUUUGGCCGAAACUGGCCGCGAUAUCUCCAUGCUAUCGUUGCCUCUUUUGGCCAUGCAAUUUACCCUUCGACAUUUUGUUAAGUGCACAGAAUUCUGCCUGGUAUGCCACUGCAAAACCAACGAUACUUUUGAGGCCUUGAAGCCGUAUGUAUGCUCCAGCGGACUAUGCUUGUACCAAUACAUGGCGCUGGCAAUGGGUUCAAGUCUUGAAUAUGAAAUUCACUCUCAGCCGCUCGUUGUUGAGUUGUUGGUCAGCCUUGCAUACACUGCAGCCGUCUCAGAGCAGCUCGAAGAGGUUCCAAGUGGUCUUAGGCUUCAAGUGCCAGCGAAGUUAUUUCAAACCGGCCCAGGCAAUGACUUGCUCUAUGCUGGAGAGUUGAAUGCAGCCAAGCUCGAUCUCUUGCCAGCUGCGCGACUUCCUCUCAAAGUUGGUGACUGGAUCGUCAUCUGUGUCGGUCCCGGUCUGAGUGGCAAUGGAAACGGUACCACGGAGGAAUGGCAUUGUCGUGUCGAGGACAUGGAAACAUCAUCUGGUCAUAUUUUUCUCUCCGGUUUAUUUCGACAAGGAAAGCGGAUACAGAACCAAAGGCUUCUGGAUGACUACCUUCAAGUCCAAUUCACAAUCUAUGACACGGAUUUGGAUACUUUGACACUGCCUUUCAAGAUGAAGAUGAUUUCUUUUAUCCUUGCUACUCUUCCAAGUGUCCAGGAAAUGUACUCAUUCAUUCAAACCGGCGGCAAGAAGAAACUCCUCUCAGCGUGGAAGGAGGUUAUCUCUCCCACUGCGUUGGAUCUUUUACGCUGGGUUGUUGCCUCAAAUCGAUCUUUGAUCAAACAAGACAAUCAAGACACGUCACAUCAAGUGACUGGAAUGAGUGGAUAUGUUCAAUUUCGCCUUGUUCAAGGUGCGGCCGACAAAGAACAGCGUUUCAUCAAUGCUAUCAACUCUGUCUCUUUGGACAAGAAUCCCAAGCACCCCACUCUAUUUGCGUGGCAUGGGAGCCCAGUGCCAAAUUGGCACAACAUCCUGCGUGUGGGUCUUCACUUUAAGAAGCAACUCCAUGGCCGUGCAUUUGGUAAUGGCGUGUACAUGUCAAAUCUUCUGGAUGUCUCAAUGGGCUACACCCACUACCCUGGUCAGUAUAACACUUCCAAGUGGCCUCAGUCUCGACUGAAAAUUUCAACAGCGGUAUCGCUUAAUGAAAUCGUCAAUUCAGUUGAGGACUUCGUUAGCCGUUACCCGCAUUAUGUUGUGCAACAUCUUGACUGGAUCCAGACAAGGUAUCUGUUUGUCCAAUUCGACGUCCCUGAGCUUGCUGCAAAGUACCCUCUGCGAACUUACAGCUCCAAAAAACAAGCAGAAGGUUCCUUUUACAAACAGCAUCCAGACCAUGUUGCUCAUGGCCCACACCAAGUUCCAAUCAACAUUCCAAUUUCAAUACUGAGCGGUCAGCGAGGCAAGAUUGUUCAGGAAAAUUGCCAAUCCGGUUCACAGGCUAGAAUGUGUGCAAUAUCCCCAAAAAGGCGUAAGAUCAUCGUGAAGGACAGGGGGGAUGAGAAUGACGACAUCACCAGCGUUGGAACUGAUAUUGAGGAUAUCUACAUCCUGUUAUCCGACGACGAGGAACCCAAAAGCAACCCGAAAACUGUUCAAGAUGAAAAUGUUGGAGGAGUCCCUAAAACCCCAUUUCACCCCGGAACCCUACAGGAAGACUCCUUGCCUACGCUUGGCCACCCGCAAUAUGCAAGUACUCCGGCGACGAAGAUCCUCCAGCAGCAUCUGGCUGCAACGGUCAAAAUCCAACAAGAAAUCCCGAUUCAGGAUCUCGGCUGGUACGUUAACCACAAAUUAGUCAACACAGUCUACCAAUGGAUUGUGGAAUUACACUCCUUCGAUCCAGAAAUCCCACUAGCACAGGACCUCCAGGCACUGAACAUGCAGAGCAUUGUACUAGAACUUCGCUUCCCUGCCCAAUUCCCCAUGGAUCCCCCCUUCGUUCGAGUGAUUCGCCCUCGCUUUGUUGAAUUCUCCCACGGUGGCGGUGGGCACGUCACAACUGGUGGCGCGAUGUGCAUGGAACUGCUCACGCAGUCUGGCUGGCUCCCAACAAUCUCGAUAGAGAGUGUCCUGUUGCAAGUCCGCAUGGCGAUCUUGAACCCUGAUCCUCGGCCUGCACGUUUAUUGCUCAAUAGGUCGAGCACGGAAUAUUCAGUGGGUGAAGCCGUGGAUGCUUACAAGAGGGUCUCGUAUUCGCAUGGGUGGAAGAUCCCCACCGAUAUCGAGAAACUUGCUUCUUGGGAAAACCCACUUCCAUAA